AUGGCUCCUCUAACUCCUAUCCUGGUCUACAGCUCUUAUUCUCGUCGGAGGUUUUGGCACUCGUCUGCGCCCACCUUGACCCUUCCCAAGCCCCUGGUGGAGUUUGGUAACCGUCCCAUGAUCCUGCACCAAGUCGAGAGUCUGGCUGCUGCGGGUGUCACCGAUAUUGUUCUUGCUGUCAACUACCGCCCAGAUGUUAUGGUCUCCGCUCUGAAGAAGUACGAGGAGCAAUACAAUGUCCGCAUCGAGUUCUCCGUCGAAUCCGAACCCCUCGGUACUGCUGGUCCCCUGAAGCUCGCAGAGAAGAUUUUAGCCAAGGACGACACUCCCUUUUUCGUCCUGAACUCGGAUAUCAUCUGCGAUUACCCGUUCCAGAAACUCGCGGAAUUCCACAGGAGCCAUGGUAACGAGGGAACCAUUGUUGUUACCAAGGUCGACGAGCCCUCCAAGUACGGUGUCGUCGUUCAUAAGCCCAAUCAUCCCUCGCGCAUCGACCGAUUCGUUGAGAAGCCCGUCGAAUUCGUCGGCAACCGCAUCAAUGCCGGUAUCUACAUUCUGAACCCCAGCGUGCUUAACCGCAUUGAACUGCGCCCAACCUCUAUUGAGCAAGAGACAUUCCCUGCCAUCUGCAGCGACGGCCAACUCCACUCCUUCGACCUGGAAGGGUUCUGGAUGGAUGUUGGUCAGCCAAAGGAUUUCCUCAGCGGCACCUGUUUGUACCUUACCUCCCUUACUAAGCGCAACUCGAAGCUCCUCGCUCCAAGCACUGAGCCUUACGUUUACGGCGGAAACGUUAUGGUGGAUCCUUCGGCAAAGAUCGGGAAGAACUGCCGCAUCGGCCCCAACGUCGUCAUCGGUCCUAACGUUGUAAUUGGGGAUGGAGUCCGUUUGCAACGGUGUGUCCUGAUGGAGAACAGCAAGGUCAAGGAUCAUGCUUGGAUCAAGUCUACUAUUGUUGGCUGGAACAGCUCCGUGGGCCGAUGGGCUCGUUUGGAGAAUGUUACUGUUCUUGGAGACGACGUGACCAUCGCGGAUGAGGUCUACGUUAACGGUGGCUCCAUUCUGCCCCACAAGAGCAUCAAGCAGAAUGUUGAUGUUCCUGCAAUUAUCAUGUAA
Aspergillus ochraceoroseus IBT 24754 is the source of this 1116-nucleotide messenger RNA. RefSeq names its product mannose-1-phosphate guanyltransferase. Gene Ontology annotation, molecular function: mannose-1-phosphate guanylyltransferase (GTP) activity; GTP binding. NCBI's taxonomy places the organism in Eukaryota, Fungi, Ascomycota, Eurotiomycetes, Eurotiales, Aspergillaceae. Gene Ontology annotation, biological process: cell wall mannoprotein biosynthetic process; GDP-mannose biosynthetic process. The transcript has 4 exons. Gene Ontology annotation, cellular component: cytoplasm. The record is from RefSeq and is a predicted model, not a curated record. The coding region runs from base 1 to 1116 and encodes 371 amino acids.